AUGGCUGUCCAGCUCAAUAUCUUAUCCGCCAAGGCAACUUUCAACUUCACAAGCAACAAACCGGCAACUAGCGGCCCCGAACUUCCAGAAGUCGUUAGUGCGGAAGAUGGUGAUGACAAGUCUCAGGACCAGUCGCUGUCGGCUUCUACUAAGACUUUCGUAGAUGAACACGAAGAUGUCAUCGCGUUCAAGACGAUCAACUGGCUAGCGGGAGUUGGGGAUAUAUGCAACGGCACCUUCACAGGAACCGGCGAGGCUAACGCUACACCCAAAUCCUACGAUGACAAGCAAAGCAUAGAAACGAGAAGGAACACGAAAGUGAUCACGCAUCGCAACGUUCAGGGCAGGCCCAACACUCGACGAAGUGCGCUACGCCGGCAUUGCGACUUCUGGGACGCCGAUCAGGACGGAGUGAUCUACCCAUGGGACAUAUUCAUUGGCUUCCGUAAACUCGGCUUCAACAUCGCGUUAUGUCUAUGGGCAGCGGUUACCAUGGCUGUGUGCUCAUCUUACAGCACCCAGAGUUCUUUCCUGCCGCACCCGCUCUUUGCCAUCUACCUUGAUAAUGUCAACCGCAACAGACAUGGAAGCACCACUGGCGCGUACGACUUAGAUGCCGAGCUGGACACGCGACGCUUCGAUGCGAUAUUCGAGAAAUAUGCGGGGGGCAAGGACUACCUGACCGGGCGAGAUCUAUACGACGUUUGGGCAGGCCAAUGUUGCGCGAAUGAUUUCUUCGGAUGGUUUGCGGGUGCCUUAGAAUGUGAGUUGCGGCUCAUCACCUCACGGACUGAGCAUACGAUACUGACAUUUAACAGGGAUAGCCAUGUACAUCCUGCUAUGGCCACAGGACGGAAGGAUGCGCAAGGCCGACAUUCGAGGAGUAUAUGA
Molecule: messenger RNA, 891 nt
Organism: Alternaria hordeiaustralica
Lineage: Eukaryota; Fungi; Ascomycota; Dothideomycetes; Pleosporales; Pleosporaceae
Exons: 1
Coding region: 1-891 (296 amino acids)
Molecular function (GO): monooxygenase activity; calcium ion binding
Source: RefSeq, a predicted model, not a curated record